AUGAGAUCCCAGAAUGAACUACCCAUUCAAUCCACGGCCGGAAACCACCCCAUGAAGCGGCACCACACGGCGGGUUACUACGCUCGCCGGGUGAAAGAAAAUCUAACCACCAGAGUUUUUAAGCUAAUUUGUGCCAUAUUUUUAACCAUGCUAUUUCUAGUAGGCAUUCUCACAUUCGUUUUAUGGCUCAGUUUGCGUCCUCAUCGGCCGAGAUUUCACGUACAAGAAUUAUCAAUCCCGGGUUUAGGACAAGGAAACAGAUCUGCGAAGGCUCAUAUAAUCUUCAAUGUAACCGCCCGUAAUUCUAACCAGAAUGUUGGGUUUUAUUACGAUGCAAUAAAGAUUACAGUGAAUUACCGAGAUCAAAGUAUAGGUGGGGAAACAUUGGCAUUUCCAUUCUAUCAAGAGCCAAAGAACACGACAAUUCUGGCCGGUAUACUUGGUGGCAAUUCUUUAAGAGUGACGGCUGGUCAGUGGCGACGGCUCGUGGCAGACCGUUGGCGAGGAGUGGUGGUUUUCAGCAUCGAAUUAUCUUCGACCAUUCGGUUCAAAAUAUCGACAUGGAAAAGUAAGCGCCAUAGGAUACACGCUACUUGCCCAGUUGCUGUUGGUGCAGAUGGGUCGAUAUUGGCUACAGAUAAAGAUAAAAGUUGUCAAGUUUACUUUAUCUAA
Fraxinus pennsylvanica is the source of this 672-nucleotide messenger RNA. The record is from the annotation of a GenBank genome assembly. Lineage: Eukaryota; Viridiplantae; Streptophyta; Magnoliopsida; Lamiales; Oleaceae.